CUCUCCCACGACAACCCCACAGUCAUUUCUGCACAUUUGGGGAUAUAUUCUCAGUCUGAGAUCUGAUAAAUCCUAUUUUCCCGCCAAUUUUACCCGUCUGGGACCUCCCAAAAUCCAUCAAGAUGCCUCCAAAGAAGGUCGAGAAGCAGGGCACGGGCAAGAAGCCUUCUGCCACCAAGAUCGUAGAGGACAGAACGUUUGGCAUGAAAAACAAGAAGGGCGCACAAACACAGAAACAAAUUGCACAGAUGACACAAUCUGCGAAGGCUGGUGGCACCCCAGAGGAGAAGAAGAGAGCGGCAGAGAAGGCACAGAGGGAGAAGGAAAAGGCUGCUGCUGAGGCUGCGCAGAAAGAAGUGGCAGAGCUUUUCAAACCAGUUCAAGUUCAGAAAGUUCCAUUUGGGGUGGAUCCUAAGACAGUACUCUGCCAAUUCUACAAAAAGGGCCACUGCGAAAAGGGAAGGAAGUGCAAAUUCUCCCACGAUUUGAAUAUCGAGCGGAAAUCCGAAAAGAAAGAUUUGUACCAGGAUACUCGGGAGGAGGAGGAAGCCAAGAAGAAGGAAGAAACAUCCGCGGACUGGGAUGAAGAGAAGUUGAGAACGGUCGUCCUAUCGAAGAAAGGUAACCAAAAGACAACUACCGACAAGGUCUGCAAGUUCUUCAUAGAGGCCGUCGAGGAAGGGAAAUAUGGGUGGUUCUGGACCUGUCCCAAUGGGGGCGAUAAGUGCAUGUAUCAGCACAAAUUACCACCGGGCUUCGUCUUGAAAACAAAGGAGCAGCGGGCCGCAGAAAAAGCUCUUAUGGACAAAUCGCCUCUGAAAACACUUACCCUCGAAGAUUUUCUCGAAUCAGAACGGCACAAGCUUACUGGAACUCUCACUCCUGUCACACCAGAGACAUUCGCAAAGUGGAAAACAGAACGCAUGGACAAAAAAGCAGCUGAGGAUCAAGCCAGGCUUGCCAAGGAAGCCACUGGCCGUGCUCUGUUCGAGAAGGGAGACUGGGAAGCAAGCGGUGAUGAAGACGAAGAAGAUGGUGGCGACGAGGACGAUGAUGAUACUUGGAACAUGGAGAAGCUACGGCAAGAAACCGAGGCCUUAAAAGAAAAGAAGGAGGCCGAACGGAUAGCAGGCUAUGGUCAGGGUGCGACUGCCAAUGGCGACAACGGUGUUCUGGGGAAUGUUGAGCCGGAUAUCAAUGGAGCAGAUGAGGGAGGGGAAGCAUCUUAACCAACAGCAUAUUGACGGUCUUCGAUUACAUUAUAACGACUUGAAUUUAGCGUCAUUGGAAAUGGGGAUGGCGUCUUGGUCAUAUUUGGAUGGGGCCGUGGUUUAUUCACACCAAUCUGCAUCGGCAAACACAACCUUUGCAUCGUCUGUGGUGAUGACUAAAAUAACCAUAUUACAUAGCGUUUUACGACUCUCUCGGCCAAGGCUGCUGUCCACGAGGAUGCAGCUAUGCGAACGAAUAGCAAGACUUGUCAGAAAGCUUACUUGCUUCUGUGCCUCCACUUCUGCCAUCAUCCAAAUCCGUGAUCAAUUGAAGAAAGCUCAGUUGCUCACCCCUGGUACCCCAGAGUUUUACCUGCAGGCCUCGUCUACCAGUUCACCCAUUGGGACUUGUCAGUACGGUAGUACCAUAGGGUAAGUUACUACAAACUGUAUCUUAUGUAUUCAGCCUCCUAGGUUCUCCCCUAAAACAUUUAUCAAAUUCGUUACGC
Hyaloscypha bicolor E is the source of this 1720-nucleotide messenger RNA. RefSeq lists its product as uncharacterized. The coding region runs from base 123 to 1229 and encodes 368 amino acids. Gene Ontology annotation, biological process: cytoplasmic translation. NCBI's taxonomy places the organism in Eukaryota, Fungi, Ascomycota, Leotiomycetes, Helotiales, Hyaloscyphaceae. Gene Ontology annotation, cellular component: cytosol. Gene Ontology annotation, molecular function: mRNA binding; metal ion binding. The transcript has 2 exons. The record is from RefSeq and is a predicted model, not a curated record.